CAGCUCAAAUAUUAUACUGGAAAAAAAUAUCAGAUUCCACUAACAAAGUAAAAGCAACACAAAAAAACAAUAGAAAAUCUCUCCCAUUCUUUUUGCUCUCUUUCUCCAGCUCCUUGCAUUUUCCCAAAUUCAACUCCUUAAUCUUGCAUCGCUGCUUUUCGUUUCUGCACCUGCUUUUCUUAUUAUUGAUUUUCCUGAUUUCAGCUCUUGCACCUUUUGUUGGUGGUUUGGUUCACCGCAUUCUGUUGAGUUUAUGUUUCGCAGCUAUUUAAAUAUAUAAUUCUUUUUCUCUCUACUUUUACCUUUUGGAUUGAUUGAGUAUGCAGAGUGGAUGAGUAUGCAAUGAUUAUCUGUAAAAGCUAGGAUUUAGUGUAGGACUUAAUGAAGCUUUUAGGUGUUUAGGCCGUGUGUUUUUGGGCAGACAAAUUAAUUUAUGGAUCGGUCGGUAGCAGCGAUCUUGUGCUGCGUUAUUACUGUAUUCGCGAGGUUUUUGCGAGUUUCUUCCAACGCUGAAGGUGAUGCUUUGAAUUCUCUGAAGAGCAAUUUGGCGGAUCCUGAGAAUGUUCUUCAGAGUUGGGAUCCGACCCUUGUCAAUCCUUGCACUUGGUUUCACGUCACAUGCAAUAGCGAGAAUAGUGUUACUCGCGUUGAUCUUGGCAAUGCAAAUUUGUCAGGCCAACUGGUUCCACAGCUUGGUCAGCUCUCAAAUUUACAGUAUUUGGAACUUUAUAGUAACAACAUAAGCGGAAGAAUUCCAAGCGAGCUUGGAAACUUAACAAACUUGGUGAGCUUGGAUCUUUAUCUGAAUAGUCUAACUGGUUCAGUUCCUGACACAUUGGGCAAGCUUCAGAGACUGCGUUUCUUGAGACUAAACAACAACAGUUUGGGUGGAGAAAUUCCCAAUUCUCUGACUACCAUCUUCACACUUCAAGUCCUUGAUCUUUCAAAUAACAAACUCACCGGGAAAAUACCAAUCAAUGGAUCCUUUCAGCUUUUCACACCUAUCAGUUUUUCCAACAAUCUCUUGGAACAGCUCCCAGUGUCUCCACCUCCUCCAGUUCCGCAGAACAACCCUUCUUCUCGAGUUGGAAACAGCGCUACUGGAGCUAUUGCUGGAGGGGUUGCUGCUGGAGCUGCCCUUCUAUUUGCUGCUCCUGCAAUAGCACUCGCAUGGUAUCGGAGAAGGAAGCCACAGGAUCAUUUCUUUGAUGUUCCUGCUGAAGAGGAUCCCGAAGUUCACUUAGGGCAGCUCAAACGAUUUUCCCUACGUGAGCUACAAGUUGCUACAGAUUACUUUAGCAAUAAAAAUAUUCUUGGGAGAGGUGGAUUUGGUAAGGUUUAUAAAGGCCGUCUAGCAGAUGGAUCUCUAGUGGCAGUGAAAAGACUGAAAGAGGAGCGCACACAAGGCGGAGAAUUACAGUUCCAAACAGAAGUAGAAAUGAUCAGCAUGGCUGUCCAUCGGAAUUUACUUCGUUUGCGAGGCUUCUGUAUGACGCCAACAGAGAGACUGCUAGUUUAUCCUUAUAUGGCCAAUGGAAGUGUAGCAUCAUGCUUAAGAGAACGAUCUGACUCUCAGCCCCCUCUUGAUUGGGGAAUUAGGAAAUGUAUAGCAUUGGGUUCUGCAAGGGGACUUGCGUAUUUGCAUGAUCAUUGUGACCCGAAAAUUAUACAUCGUGAUGUCAAAGCUGCAAACAUAUUGUUGGAUGAGGACUUCGAAGCAGUUGUUGGUGACUUCGGUUUGGCCAAAUUGAUGGACUACAAAGACACACACGUAACCACUGCUGUCCGUGGAACAAUUGGUCACAUUGCCCCUGAAUACCUCUCUACCGGUAAAUCUUCUGAGAAAACAGAUGUUUUUGGGUAUGGAGUUAUGCUUCUUGAGCUCAUCACCGGGCAGAGGGCAUUUGAUCUUGCUCGGCUUGCCAAUGACGACGAUGUUAUGUUACUUGAUUGGGUCAAGGGACUUCUAAAUGAGAAAAAAUUGGAAACAUUAGUUGAUGGAGAUCUUAAGGGCAAUUAUAUUGACGAGGAGGUGGAGCAGCUGAUCCAAGUAGCUCUCCUGUGCACGCAGAGCUCACCGAUGGAGCGGCCGAAGAUGUCGGAUGUCGUUCGGAUGCUAGAAGGCGACGGGUUGGCAGAGAGGUGGGAGGAGUGGCAGAAGGAAGAAAAUUUCCGGCAAGAGUUCAAUACCAUCCAUCACCCUAACACUGAUUGGAUAAUUCCCGAUUCCAUAUCUAAUAUCAGAGCUGAUGAGUUGUCUGGACCACGAUGAUAGUGGUCAGAGAUAAGCAUCUUACCAAUUAAGUUGCAUCUCGUUGUCCAAUCAUACUGUAUAUUUCAGACUGAGAAACUCCUCUGAUUUUAUUGAUAUUUUUCACCUUUUGUAUAUGGUUUCUUUUUUUGGUUAUGUAAUUUUUUAGUGUUCGAGAAUUUUGAUGAUAAGGCAGGGGUCUCACGUUGAGUAGCGCCAAUGUUUUUAUAUUUACGAGUGUACUCCAGAUUUAUGUAUGGGACAAACAUGGUUUAGAAAAUAAACAUCUUUUCUCUCU
Molecule: messenger RNA, 2549 nt
Organism: Salvia miltiorrhiza (redroot sage)
Lineage: Eukaryota; Viridiplantae; Streptophyta; Magnoliopsida; Lamiales; Lamiaceae
Product: BRASSINOSTEROID INSENSITIVE 1-associated receptor kinase 1-like
Exons: 11
Coding region: 434-2272 (612 amino acids)
Biological process (GO): protein phosphorylation
Molecular function (GO): ATP binding; protein kinase activity; protein binding
Source: RefSeq, a predicted model, not a curated record